AUGACCGAAUUUCUAAGACGGGCGUACUUGUAUCUUCAGGUAAUUGCCCACGUGCGCGAUGUUGUCGAAUUUUUGUUAAGCCCGAGGGCUCCAUUACGGGCUAUGCAAUCACUUCAAGAUGUAGCGUCCCACAUUAAUAGACAUAUUUGUAGUCUUGAGGAGGCAAUGAUUUAUGAGUGGAGUGUUAUAUUUUGGUCGGAGGUCCCAUCCGUUGGGGGUAGUGUAGGAGCUGUAGCGGCUGUUGGCGUGGUAUCAUUCCAGUAUUUAGUGAGGUUAUCUCUCUUUGAUAAACCCUUUCGCUUGUCCAUUGUUGCUAACGUCAUUCAGCCUUUAUCUAUUGUAUUCAACAAUUUAGUAGAGUUUCUGCGAGGUGGGCAUCCCCAGCACUAUAUGAAAGCCCUUGUGCGCUUCAGCCUGUGUUUAACAUCCAUUCCUGUAUGGCUAGAAACUGGCCAUGCCGAGAAAACUAAUAGGAUAGAUCAAAAGUACUUCAGCGACUCCUUGACAACUGGCGCUAAAGCAGCGCAUUUCUGUGAAGCGGACCUUCGACACCGCGAUAAUGUCCUUAUUUGCGGUCAAUUAGCAUUCCUGUUUUCGGCGGUUCAUACAGUCACGGGACUACUCUAUACGUAUUUUACUAUGGAUUACCACGGCCGGGCCAGACUCUCUUGGGCGCAGCCUCAGCGGUCUAAACGCUCUUGGGUAAUACAACUUUCCUUGCCAAGAGGAAUCCCUGACCUCGUUGGUUUCAACCUCCCUAAUUCGCGGCGACCUAUUAAUCACCAACCACAGAAUGCGACCAUCAUCAAACCUACACUUCGCUGCUCUUCCUUUUUGAAGCUUCUUUUCCAGAAUAUUUCUCGUGUGCCUCCUAACCACUGCGCUAUCACGAAUUUUGCCAUGUCUUUCAGCUUCGGAGACAUAGGGGGAAGGCCCGAUUCGCUGCGUAGCUCAGCGUAUAACCUUAUCGUAUUAAGCGGCGCUUUAGCUGCGUCGAGCAGACUCCAACGCGCUCCAUCCCAUUGGAAUACAAAAGUAGCCAUGAAUCGAGCCAGCUAG
Lindgomyces ingoldianus is the source of this 1059-nucleotide messenger RNA. RefSeq lists its product as uncharacterized. The record is from RefSeq and is a predicted model, not a curated record. The transcript is spliced from 15 exons. Lineage: Eukaryota; Fungi; Ascomycota; Dothideomycetes; Pleosporales; Lindgomycetaceae. Bases 1 to 1059 code for a protein of 352 amino acids.